Molecule: messenger RNA, 9088 nt
Organism: Notolabrus celidotus (New Zealand spotty)
Lineage: Eukaryota; Metazoa; Chordata; Actinopteri; Labriformes; Labridae
Gene: kirrel3b
Product: kirre like nephrin family adhesion molecule 3b
Exons: 19
Coding region: 1191-3503 (770 amino acids)
Biological process (GO): cell-cell adhesion; synapse assembly
Cellular component (GO): cell-cell junction
Molecular function (GO): cell adhesion molecule binding
Source: RefSeq, a predicted model, not a curated record
AUUCUGGAUGAAAAUGGCAGAGAGGAGGUAUGGUGUCCGUGCAUACUAAUCUUAUUCCUAAAUUGGACGUUUUGAAAGUCUAUUUUUACUUCUUAUGAAACAGUUUGAAGCUAAUUAAGGUCUGUUCAGUCUGCCGCUGCCAUGACGCCACACGAGGUCAGUGUUAAGCGACUUGGAGCGUGUGCACAUGGCUUGUGUUGACCCAAGAAAGACAGAGUUAACAGGCUCCCAAGCUGAUGUGGCUCCUAAUGCAGUGGAGGAUAGCAAGCCGGCUGUGGCUGUUGCGACAGACUGCUGACGUACAAGAAGGGAUGCAACUUUUAUCAUCCAAGAUUCUUGCCACCAAUACGGGGGGAGAGGGCGUGAGGUUGCAAUCUGCUGCAGUGUGUGAAAAUCCAUUGUGAGUGCUGAGGAAACUUCUAACUGAUGUGCCAUGCACGUAAGGCGCAGCUGGUCCUGUGGAGAUAUCACACAUAUACAGCCGCAGGAAGGAAAGGUGCUGAGGGUGCUGCAGCAACUUCACACCCCUAGCCCUCAUUCCCAGGGUGAGGAUCCGAGUGUCCCAGCCUCACACUCAGCCACAGCCACCCAGACAGCCAGGCUGAGAGGAAGAGAGAAAGAGAGAGAGGAGAGUGGAGAGUGGAAGGGAGGGAGGGAGGAGUCUUGUUGUUGAGCUCUAUCCCCCGACUGUGUCUGCUAUACGUGAGUGGUAGAGCGAGAGAGAGAGAGAGGGAGAGAAUGAGAUGGAGGAGGGGGGCAAGUGAGGGCUGAGGAGACUGAGGAUGGAUGGGCAACGGGAAACCGUGCGAGAGGGAGAAAGAGAAGAGUGAGCGUGUGUAGGCUCAGAGUCAGCAGCGAAGACACAGAAAGUCUACAAGCGCACAUCAACAAGAGCGCAUGAGAGGCAGAGCUGACCGCCGCCAACUCUGAAGACUGACACUCAGUGGAAAGAGACUCAGAGAGAGAGAGACAGAGAACAAGAAGAAUCAGCUGAAGAGGAGAGGGACUGAAGACUGAGGACCAGCCUUCCACUAGUUAAAGGAGACACCACUGAGGGACUGUAGCAUCCGUCCCCCCAAGCAGCACAGAGGAGCACUGUCUCAUCUCGUGCAUGCGUUUGUGCCUGCCAACUCCAAUUUCACACUCGCCUACUGUUUUUUCGUAGGUUUUGCCCUCUCCACUCCCGAGUCAUGAUCCCUUGGGUCCUCCUGCUCCUGUGGAUCUCUGGACAUGGAGCUGAGGCCAUGUUUUCCCAGCAGCCACAGGACCUGGUGGUUGUUGCAGGCCAGCCUGUGACGCUACCAUGCACUAUACCUGGAUACCAUGGCGUUGUCCUGUGGAUCAAAGACGGCCUGGCGCUGGGAGUGGGCAGAGACCUCUCUGGCUAUCCCCGUUACACAGUGAUUGGCGACCAUGGUUCAGGAGAGCAUCAUUUGCGAAUUCAGCGUGUCGAGCUGAUGGAUGACGCCGUGUUUGAGUGCCAGGCCGUCCAGGCCGCCAUGAGGUCCCGUCCUGCCCGUCUCACUGUGCUUGUUCCCCCAGAGGACCCAAUCAUCAGUGGAGGGCCAGUGGUGAGCCUUAGAGCUGGGGACCCACUCAAUCUGACCUGCCACGCUGACAACGCCAAGCCAGCAGCCUCAAUCAUCUGGAUCAGAAAUGGAGAGGUCCUUAAUGGGGCCAUGUACUCCAAGACCUUGCUCCGGGACGGCAGAAGAGAAAGCACUGUGAGCACGCUCUACCUAUCGCCUUCCAACAUCGAGACAGGUCAGCAGAUCAUCUGCAAGGCCUCCAAUAAGGCAGUCCCCAACGGCAAGGAGACCAGUGUCACAAUCGACAUCCAGCAUCUUCCACUUGUCAAUCUCUCAGUGGAGCCUCAGCCUGUUUUGGAAGGAAACCUUGUGAAAUUCCACUGCUCUGCAAAGGCCAAUCCCCCUGUCACACUCUACAGGUGGGCCAAAGGAGGAAGUAUAAUCAAGGAGGUCUCUGGAGACACAUAUGAGGUCAUUGUGGACCAUUCAUUCUUCACAGAGCCUGUUUCCUGCGAAGUUACCAACCCUCUCGGCAGCACGAAUAUCAGCCGCAAUGUUGACGUCUACUUUGGUCCUCGCAUGGCAGCAGAGCCUCAAUCCUUGCAGGUGGACCUUGGAUCUGACGCUGUGUUCAACUGUGCCUGGACAGGAAAUCCCUCUCUUACCAUCGUUUGGAUGAAGAGGGGAUCUGGAGUUGUUCUUAGCAAUGAGAAUCUCCUGACGCUGAAAUCUGUGAGACAGGAGGAUGCAGGGAAAUAUGUUUGCCGCGCUGUGGUCCCCCGUGUCGGAGCAGGGGAGAAGGAAGUUUCUCUCACUGUCAAUGGGCCGCCCACAAUCUCCAGUACUCAGACUCAGCAAGCUUUGCAUGGAGAGAAGGGACAGAUCAAAUGUUUCAUCCGAAGUACACCUCCACCCGACCGCAUUGCCUGGUCAUGGAAGGAAACUGUGUUAGAGUCUGGAACAUCUGGCCGCUACACAGUGGAGACGGUCACCACAGAAGAAGGGGUCAUCUCCACACUGACCAUGAGCAACAUUGUUCCAGCUGACUUCCAGACCAUCUACAACUGCACAGCGUGGAACAGCUUUGGCUCUGACACCGAGAUCAUACGGCUUAAGGAACAAGAAUCUCUUCCUGUGGCAGCGAUCAUUGGCAUUGCUGUGGGAGCUUUCGUAGCCCUCAUUGUCCUCAUGGGCACUAUUGGAGCGUUCUGUUGCACUCGGUCCCAAAGAAAGGAAGCGCACCUGGUUAUGCCCUCACUGCCCGUCUCCAUCUGUGCUCACCAGAGAGAACUUGCAAGCAAAAUUAAGACAGAAAAUCUAAAAGGAGUCGUGUCGGCGAAAAAUGACAUCCGUGUGGAGAUUGUGCACAAAGACCACAAUGCGGCACGGGAAAAUGAAGAACACCAGUCCAUGAAGCAACUGAUGGUUGAACGAGGAGAAUUCCAGCAGGAGUCUGUUCUGAAGCAGCUGGAGGUAUUACAAGAGGAAGAGAAGGAGUAUCAGCACAUUAAGGACCCGACAAAUGGUUACUAUAGUGUUAACACCUUUAAGGAGCACCACACGCCCACUAUGGCUGUGACUCAGUCCUCUGAGGUGAGGAACCCCACCAACACCGGUACCCUGGGAAAGCAGCGGGUGCCUACGGGGAUGUCUUUCACCAACAUCUACUCCACUCUGGGAGCAGGUCCCAACCGCCUGUACGACUACAGUCAACGCUUCGUGCUGGGCAUGGGCAGCAGCUCCAUCGAGCUGUGUGAGCGGGAGUUCCAGCGCGGCUCACUCAGCGACUCCAGCUCUUUUAUCGACACACAGUGUGACAGCAGUGUCAGCAGCUACAGUAAGCCGGACGGCUAUGUGCAGUUUGACAAAGACAGCAAGGCGUCGGCCUCCUCCUCAUCCCACUACUCCCAGUCCUCCUCGCAGAACUCUGACCUCACCCGGCCGCUCCAGAAGCGCAUGCAGACCCACGUCUGACCACCAGGGAGGGAAGGAGUGUCAACACGGUGUAACAAUAGCCAGGAUUGUAAAACUGUGACUGAAUCAGCCCCUUAAGAAACACUGAAACUGGAUGCCUAAAGGUGCAUAUGGGCUGGAUGGCUUUAAGACACUCUGUGACUUGUUUGAAUUCUCAAAAAGUGGAUCAAGAAGCCUUAUAUUUCCCCCAUGCUCAACCCAUAGACCACCUCCUUGUUUUGAUCCAUAAUCAGAAUUGUGCCACAGAGAGGUUAUUUGCCAACACAGACACAACACCAGUUUGGAUUUCAAACAUUCACAACUUGCUUCUGCAGUGGUGUUGCUAGCAGAGGGCAGGCCACAAAGGCUUUGUCUGACAAUCAGCUCCCUCGGCAAAGACCAGUCUUUGUCUUUUGAAGAUUGUCAUUCAUAAAAACUCAGCACGAUGGACACGAUAAUGAGUGCAAGCCAAUCUCCCGCUGCUCUCUUGUAGUUUGAAGCACAAAAAUGAAUGUGCAUGUGGUUUUUGGUUGUUAAAGGGAUUACUCUUCUCUCCCCCACCUACCCCUCAAACACUGUAUGUUAAGCUUUCUUGUAGAAACUGGUCUCCUGUGUAGGCGGAAGAAAACUUUCUCCAUGUGCCCGCAGACGUCUUGAACAUUUAAAAGAGUGGCUGUUUAUCUCUUCACAGUCAUAUCUGGGCCACAGAGCCAGGCAGAUAAAGAGGGGCUGAGAUCUCAUUUGAAAUCCCUGAGUCGUUAUUUUACUGUGACAGUCAACGAUAAGGAACAUCAGUGUACAUAUGUGACAGUAAUUUCUUUUCUAGCAUCUAAUUUUCUGACUCUGUUUUCCCUCAUGGAGGACUCUAAAUGAGACAUGAGCGCCUCUUCUUGUCCUUAUCUACUUUGCCUUGAGGGUAUGUUUGAACUGUGUCAAUAAAAACUCUGACAAAGCGAGAUAGACAUACACUAUCAGCUCUUGUGUUGAUGGGGAAGCUGGAUCCUCCGUAGUGUUACUGCACCAAAUUCAUCUCUGAGUUAUGCAGCAGAAAGCCCACAAGCUACAACAUGUGUUACACUUGUAACUUCCUCCUGCUAACGCUGCAGAUCAUCAGCCAUAUACUCAAUGGUACCUGUACAAGGAAAUGUAAACAUUAUACUUUAGAUGAGCCUCUCAUUGUGUAGUUUUCCCCAUUUCUAAUGUCAAUAUCAUUACAGACACCAGAGCUUAGUGCAUUCUGACUGCAUACCUACCUGUGAUCGUGCUGGUCAUCAUGGGACAUGAAAAGCAAAUUGGAAAUAUGUUUUAUUUGAAUAUCUGUGGUUUAUUUUUGGCUACUGUGGAGCUAAAGUUGACACACUGAAUCUCUCAAGUGCAUUGUUUUGAUUUGUUCUUUUUUGCACUCUAUGUGCAAUACAUGAAUUCUGAUUUGUUAUCAAAUCACUGACACUGUAUUUGUUUUAGUUGAGAGUAGAGACAGAGUAGUGCUGUAACUUGCAGCCAUAUAACACUUAACAUUUCAAAGCGAGCCUGUUGUCAGGAGUGUUGUGGUCAUGCUUUGUGCAGGUUCUGAGGCAGAACAAAAAUAGCGUGUCCUAUUGUACACCCAGCGCAAAGCGUCUCGGUGUGCAGUGCGAGUGUCAUUGUUAUUUUCCACCUGACACACCCAUCAUUUUUACGCCAUUCGACCACGCUGUGUAAAUAACAAGUGAACUUGUGCCUGCGAUAGUGCCCGUGGGUGUGUUGGUCGUAAAAUGAGGCGUGGUCAGGCGGAAAGGUGACACCUUGCGAUCUUGAGUAAACGGAAAGCAGCUCUACCCUAAACAAACAAAAACUUGGUCCAAAGUCUUCAGUCAGUGUCGCAGUAAUUUCCUUCUAUUUAAAGGGAACACUAUUGAGUCAGUAAGCUGGGCAAUAGUUCACAGAGUUUGCUAUUUUUUUUCACCCCCUUUCUCUUUACAUCAUGAAACUGCUCUCACUAUCAAUAUCAGGCCAGUCUAUGAAGACAAGGACACCCUCAUUGCCAUCUCAUCACAUGCCUGCUUCACCUCAGCUCUGCACGGGCCAAAAACUGCAGACUGAGCUAUUACUUUGCGCCCCUUCAUGCGCGCACGCACUCACACACAACUAAGCAGUGAAUAUUUUUUACAAUCCCAAAACACAUCUAUCAGUGUGGAUGUUAAUAUAGACUGUGUCCAUUAUACACACUGAACAGAAUACUGAUGUGUGAUCCAGCAGCAAAAAUAAGUGAAUACAGAUUAACAAUUAAUAAGUAAUGAAGAUAGCUGCUGUGCCCUGUGUGUGAUGUACAUGCCUGAAAAUGUGGAAAGUCGCUAGUCAUUUCUGCUGUUCAGAUAGAUUGUUUCAGCAGGUAUAACAUCAAUUCAUGCAUUGAAAUAACUUUUACUGACCUGUGUGUGUUUUCUACAUUUGUAGGCGCACAGUGGAAAUAGAAAAGCUAAAUGUGCUGGUUUGUGCCUGGUGUAUUUGAGCAGAAUGGUUGAAAUCUGAUGUUUGAAUAAUAACACGCCUACCUGACUCUUUAAAAGAAUGACGGCAGACACACUGAUGAAUUUGGCUCAUGUUACGCUCCAAACACCUUUGAAUAAACAGUGAACUUAAUCCAACCUUUUUGCGCCUUGUGCCUCAAUUAGCACACUGACAGCACUGCUUAACUAGCUUAAUUUGGUCAUUCACUUUCCGCCAUCCGCUUCAGCCUGCAUACUUCAGAUCAUAAAAUAGAGCCCAAACACUACACUUCUGCUUUUUUGCAUUGAACAUUUGGAAUCAACAGCAUAUUUGGACAUAAAGCACUUAAUGUAAUGUAAUUGGGCGACAAUAUUUUUCAUGUAUUCCUACCUGUUGACUCCUACAUACCACCCUAUACUUUCUAAAUAAUACAAACCUGAUGGAUAUUUUUCUUGGAACUUAUUAAGUUGUGUAAGAAAAGGCUUUUAUUGACAGAAGGGCAACUUUUACAGUAAACAGAGAUCGUUUCUGAAACAGCCGCACUUACAUAAUACAUUAUAUGACAUUUGAUUUGAUCUUUCAACAAACUCAUCUAUCUGUUGGCUCUCAAGGUCUGCUUCAACCAUUCUUUUUUGGAUCGAUUUUGUUUAUUUCAUUCCAUUUCAUUUUUUGAAGGAUAAAGAGAAUUCCUUGGAAAAUCCAAACAGAUUGUUGCAAAGCCUUCUGAAAGCCCUUGCUCACGAUGUCAAUAUUCAUUUUGCCAAGAGAAACACAAAUAUGUGAUAACGUAUACUUUGUUACAAUACAUUACUCAGUUUGGUGCUUUUUCAAUAUCUUUCCCUGCCCAGCAGUCAAUUGGGAUGAAGUGAGCUUGGAACUAAAAAAUCUGCCUCUUGUGAAAAAACAAGCACUGCAUUUCCAACAAAGGCAAGUUGUUGUUGUAAGCACUUUACAUAUGAUUAUAUUCAAAGCAUUUGAAUGGGGUUUUCCACUUGAGUGGCAGUGGUUUGGACUGUAAUUUUACAAAUGGAUUGGCGCCCAUUGUACAGCUUAAGACAAAAAGCUCUGUUUCAACGCUGAUAAUCCAGCUUGGCACUUAGUAGACUGUAUAUAAAUCUCUAAUGCUGUCUUUCUCUGUAUAUAAUUUGUCCUGGCUUUUCUUUCUUUCUCAGUCAGAUUUCACUAUAUAAGAGCUCAACAAAUCCAUGUGGCAUCAAAACUGCAAGACAGACAAUCAUUUUCUCUCUGUUUCCUUUCCAAAAAUUUCAUCAACCUCACUUGUUUCUCACAAAUUACAUGAAAGGCUUGAGUGAGCAGUUUCUUUUCCUGCAGAUCUCAUGGGGAAAACUCUGGCUCUGUACAGCGAGCACACAGGGGGCUAUAGGAUGAGCACUGAGCUUAGCUGGGACAGCUUUGAAGUGAGAUGCAGUGAGAGGUUAUUAUACCUUUAGCCCCUUCUGAGAGAUACCAAGAUGCCCAGCAAUAUAUUGCAUUUGGCACCAGGAUGACAGUCAAGUAUGGCUUUGCCCUUUUUCUAUUUAUUUCCCCCAGCAUUUUUGAGUGCAGAAUGAAAUUCCUGCCUUGCUACCGGCAGCGGUUAAUUACAAAGUGAUCUAAUUUGCAUGGGUCAAAAUACAAUUUUAUUCAUUUAUUAUUUGCAUAUAUUAUGCAUCAUUUUAAAUGCAAGGCCUCAGAAGUCAAAGAGUUCUAAAUUUCAAAAUUAUACCAACACAGACACUCAGCUCGUCUCUCCUUAAAAAUAAAACACAUUUUCUUUUUAAUCCAAUGGAUCCAGUUUUACUUUUCUACUGCACUGAUCCAAACAUAAUGCAUUUUCCCUGUCCAGAGAAUCUGCACAGCACACAGCAAACCGAUAAAUAUUUGAUAGACCAGCCUUCUGUCCCAUCCCCCCAUGGCAGCAGCUACAGCGGGCACGAGGGUACCACAGGAAGCGAGUGCCAUGUCAGUCUUUGGGAAUCAAAGCCCAUGUGGGGGGCAAAGUCUGCCCAGUUCACCUGCGGACGCCUCUCCGGCUGGUGCUGGCAGCUUCUGUUUGCCUGCACAGCACAGAUGCCAGGGCAUAACAGAUGAAUAAACACAGAGACCCAGAACAAUUACAAGGGGUUGCUGCCCUCUCCCUAAUAAAACAAAGAAACCUCUCUGAGUGGAGGAUGCAGGAUAGUUUAUUAUUCAGAGACACUAAAGACUGGCCUGUAGUACACUGGACGUUUCUAAAGUGAGAGGCAGAGGUUAUGAGCAGGGUGAAAUGAAGACUGGCUGGUGCGUGCCUGUUAUGACUCCUCUGCCCACUGGCUAUAUCAUAUUUGUUUCUACUCAAAAUGUUUUUCUUGGUCUGAAUAAACCGGGAAAAGCGGAUGAAUAAAGGCUGAGCAAUAGUACUGCCAAUAUCUCGCCUAUGCCUGCAAUGGGUGGUUUACAUGAGGCUAUUCAAAGUCUCCCUUGCUGUAUGAUAAGUGUUACUGUCAGUGAUGGAAUGCAUAAGGGAAGAUGCCAUAUGAAAAUCUAAUUGAUCAUAAUAACCCUUUCUUUACUGUGUAAAUGCUUUCUGUCACGCUGUUUCUCUCUUUCUCUCUCACUCCUUUUCUUUUCUACCAAUCAAUACCUUGUUAGUACUUUAAUAAAAUACAGCUGAUGGGAAAGGGGCCUGGAAUAAUAGUAUUUGCAAAUAAAGCUCAGAGUUUGCUUUAGCCUGCAGGGCACACCAAGGAUCCAUGUGGUUUGUUUUGCAGCAUACAGUGUACAAUAAAUCACAGAAAAUUGAGAGAAUCACAGAAAAAGCAUUUGGAAGUCAAAUGAGUAAGCUUUCCUGUGAUUGGUUGAAUGGUUUGUAAUCCAAAUAAUGCAAACUAAAUUGCAAAUACUACACUAACCAGGUCUGAAAGAGUACUAAACUAAGGAUGGUCAUUUCAAGCGUUUGUAUAAAUAGCAAACCAUAAGCAUCAUUGUAAUAAAAAAGACAACAUGUAAAUUCUACUGGGUGAACCAUUAUUUUCAGGCAGUGCCCCUCUGUAUCUAAGAAAAAAAAGAAAAAUGGUUGUAUUUUAACUGUACUGGUCUGUGAAUCUAUGAUGCUUUUGCUCUGUAUAUUUGGAGAAUAAAAAUGAUGUUUGAGUUUG